GGCUGUGAUGGCUGUCCUGUUCCGUUCGCUUUGCCGUGUUCCUGUUGAGCAGCCAGCUCUACGUGUGAUUGGCCGAUACCAUCAUUCCCCUCAGACAACAACAACAGCAGCAUCGCAACCAGGACAAUAAAAAGCUAAUGAAAUUAUUUCAUUAUACGGGCAAAGGAAAAUAUGCGUGGACAGUCACUCUAUUACUACGUGUGCACACAGGGAAUACAAUAACACAGCUUCACUUUACAAUAAGGGUGCAUUUAUUAACAAUUUAUUAAUAUAUCUUAAUUCAGUAAUAAGAAUGAACUAACUGUUAACAGUUAAGAACCAAGAUACUAAGGUAUUAUUUUAAGCAUUAUUUGAAAGGGUUCACUGCUCAUUUAAGUCAAAUCAUUCAUUCAUUGCAGAUGAGACCUGUGGCGUUCAUUUUUCUUAUCCACGAAAGGAUCGCUUGUGCUGUAGCAGCAGCAACACUGUGUAUUUAUGUAUUUAAUUUUAGUUCUUCGCUUUCUUUGACGUGAUGUAAUUUACUGAUUAUUUCGAUUUGUCUCAUGUUGAUAUCAUCUGACGUAAGAUAUUUCACGCUGGAAUGCAACCUUAUGCAAUUUAACCUAUUCAAAAUGAUGAAUCGAACCUGGCAGGCAAAAUGUUGGCACGUACCAAGUUGGAUCAAAGAGUAUUUUUGAAAGUAUAUAGAGUAAAAAGAGAGUCAGCCCCAAUUCAUCUGCUCGGAGUCAAGGAAGCAUACUAGUGAAGCCACUGAAACAUCCAAUACAACGCGGCAUUUGGAACUACGAACCACUGACUUUGCCUGCCUCCUGCUGGCUACAAUAUGUAACUACAUCAACAAAAUAGUAAAAACACACCUGCUUUCCUCUCACUCUCAGGCGGACUGGGAGAGCAACGGCGGGUUGGUGAAGAAGCUGCCGUCCAUCCGGGAGGAUGAGGAGGGGGACGAUGAGCUGGGCACCGUGUCCUGCGCCCCACGCUCCCCGCUGCGCCCAGGCAGGGGCCUCAACUCCCCCAUCCGCUCCCCUCUGCUGCCCCCCAGGGCCUACCGGGGCCCCACGGAGCACGUCCGGCCCUCCUCCCUGCAGAUACCUGUGGUCAGCUUCAGUGCAGUUCCUGCUGAACUCAGCCCUCGAUCUGUGGAUGGCAUUGAAACAGACCACCACUCCGUUGCCUCACAGAAGUUUGAGUUUAGCCCAAUCAACUCACCUAUGGGUCCAUCCUCCCCUUUCCCAGGGAGCCGGGAUAAUUUUGAGAUCAAGCAGAGUGUGUCAAAACUAACAGAUGAGAUGAACUGUCUCACCAGGCAAGUGUCUCAACUCAGCCAGGAGCUUCAGGAAAUGACCAACCUGCUCAGGCCCCUCCUCUGCAUACCACCAAAGCCAAUGACCUCGGUGCUGACGCCAAGCCUAACCCCGCCUCCCAGCAGCACCAGCCUACUGUCAAUGAGCACCUGCCUGUCCAUGUCCGUGCCCUCCAUCCCACCCUGCUGUCUGCAAAGCACCCAGGCACCCGGCACCCUGCUGGACGGCGGGGACAUCGUGGGCAUGGACCUCCCCGGGUGCCUCCUCCCCACGGCGUCCUCCUCUGCCCUCAGGCCCCCCUCGUCCUCCUCCGCCUCGUCCUCCUCCUCCUCUCCCCCGCCGCCACUACAGCCACAGUACAGCACACAGUCCGGGGUGACCACGCCCGCCCGCGAGCCACCCUCGCCUGGGGAAGGUGACCCCGACGGCUCCCCCGGCUACCAGAGUCUACAGAGCCUCCAUGCUGGCUCCAGUGACGGCAUUCACAUCCCCUCGCUCCAGGAGAAGCCUCCCCUGGCUUCCCACCCACCGUCCCCCUCCACGUCCUUCUCCUUGUCCACCUCCUCCUCUUCCUCUUCCUCUCUCUCCCGCUGCCAGGGCCCCCAACUCUCUCUUCCUGGCAGCUGUGACGGCAGCGGCAGUGGGAUGGGCCUGCUCCCCCCUCCACCCUCCCAGGCCACGCCCCCGCCCGCGCCCCCGCCGCCCUUCCCCUGCUCGGCGCCUCCGUCACUCAACUCCUCUCCGGGGGUCGGCAGGCCCCGGGCCCUCGGGCCGUCCCCGCCCCUCAACGCGCCCACACCCUCCCUCCACCCUUCGGCCCUCUCCCUCCGCUUCUCCUCCCUGGACUCGGUGAGGGAGCGGGGGAGGGGUGGGAACGGCCACGUCCGGUCCUGGUCCAACGCGGCUCCGCCGCCAUGCGCCACAACCGGGCCCCCUGGGAGCCAGGAGCUGGAGAUGCGGGAGUGGGCAGCAGGGCCGCCAGAGGCCGGGAGCUUCCCCACAGAGCACGGCAUCAGUUUCAUAGACGAGGAGGGACACACCCUAUGAACGACCUGCAGCUGCGGACGAAAAGAGAAAGAGAGAGAGAGAGGAGAAAUGGCUGACAGUAGGAGAUGCCCGAUGCUCUGAACGGGCAGAGCGUUGAAGCGAUGGAGGAGGGAGAAGCCUACCAUAUACGGUCGCGGUACACCUGGGAGGCGACUUGGAUGGGGGCAGCUGUCACUAUUCAAUACAAGCCUUUCCCUCCUCGAAGGUGUCUGAGUGGGAGAGAUUUGUCUCACAGGUUCCACACAACGGCUGCAUUGGCCCCUCCAUCCCAUAGAUAAGUACCAUCCCAACUCGACCGGUCACUGGAUCCUUUCUGUAUUUCUAACCCUCGGCCCUUGCCGACAAAAACUGAGCACCUGUUCUAUAAUACAGCUGUUAAGCCUCUAAACAUGGAUGUUGAGAGCUCAACCAUUAAACCACUACAAUUAAAGGGCAGGCAUUCCCACUUCAA
Molecule: messenger RNA, 2802 nt
Organism: Gadus macrocephalus (Pacific cod)
Lineage: Eukaryota; Metazoa; Chordata; Actinopteri; Gadiformes; Gadidae
Product: proline-rich protein 36-like
Exons: 4
Coding region: 1212-2351 (379 amino acids)
Source: RefSeq, a predicted model, not a curated record